AUGUCGGCCCCCACUAUGCCUGAGAACUUCGACAAAGUCUGGAAAGAGUUGAUCAAAGACAAAAGUGUCACAGAGAACGGCGUCUCGGUCCCUCGCCCUGAAGGCCCUCCCAAAGUGUCCUUCUCUGCUCUCCCAGGAGAUCCGCAGCUCGACGGCCCAGUCCUGACCUGGAACUCCGAACGCAUGCUAUCGGGCCACCGGCCGCAUGAUCCGCGCAUCAUCAAUGACAUAUUGAUAAGCCUCGUGCCUGACGACAACAUGGAACAGCUCGAGAAGAUCUACCAGCAUGAGUACGCCAAUGCAAUGCUGCAGGAGUACUGGAAAGUCAGGUCGGAGAGGGUCAAAGGCCAGUGGGAGGAGUGGAAGCACGUCGCGGCCAAAGCUGGUGUAGACCUCGCUGCUGCAGAGUCUGGCAACGAUGGAGUCGCUACUGCAAUGCAGUAUGCUAUACUCGACCGCGCCCAAGGAAGAGUCAUCCACUGGUCCAAGGUUGUCGCGCAAGAAGAGGCUCGGGUUCAGCGAGAGAACUAG
This is a messenger RNA of Aureobasidium namibiae CBS 147.97, 531 nucleotides long. RefSeq lists its product as uncharacterized. The record is from RefSeq and is a predicted model, not a curated record. The coding region runs from base 1 to 531 and encodes 176 amino acids. The transcript has a single exon. NCBI's taxonomy places the organism in Eukaryota, Fungi, Ascomycota, Dothideomycetes, Dothideales, Saccotheciaceae.